Messenger RNA from Varanus komodoensis (Komodo dragon), 3035 nucleotides. RefSeq names its product pyruvate kinase L/R (gene PKLR). The record is from RefSeq and is a predicted model, not a curated record. Gene Ontology annotation, biological process: cellular response to insulin stimulus; glycolytic process. The transcript is spliced from 11 exons. Bases 881 to 2476 code for a protein of 531 amino acids. Gene Ontology annotation, cellular component: cytoplasm. NCBI's taxonomy places the organism in Eukaryota, Metazoa, Chordata, Lepidosauria, Squamata, Varanidae. Gene Ontology annotation, molecular function: potassium ion binding; pyruvate kinase activity; magnesium ion binding.
AGUAGGAUAUGGCAGAGAGGGGAGGGAGGGAGAAGGAGGUGAGAAAAUGCGGUGGACUGCUUGCUUUCGCCUCUGGCUUGGCCCACGGCUGGCAUCAGCCCCACCAGUAGCUGGCAGAAAUGCAGCCCUGGUCCAGGGAAAUGAGGUUCAUCACCGAAAAUAAAGAUUUCCCAGUCCCACCGCUGUUGUAAAAGUUUUGAAGAAAGCGGAUGAGGUUAUUUUCUCUCUCCCUGUAGAUGAUUCAAGAAAUCGGCAGCUCCAACUCUCCGCUUCAAGGGAUAUUAAAUCCAUAGGCGUAAUUCACCAGCACACAGUGUUGUCUGUGACAUGAAAAAACCAGCAAGAUUAGAUGAUCCAACUGGGGACAAGAAAACCAGUAGGAUUCCCCGAUCUGCUUUCGUUUCUGUAAAUGAAACACCCCAGGGAAAUGUGGCAACCCCACAUCGUAGGAAAGGAAGGCUGCCAAUACGCUCUCGUAACUUGGAGGCUGUUGGGAAAAGACAGGAAAAGGGGAAUAAUCACACAUGCUUUCGAGGGAGAUAUUCUGGGGAUGAGGCUGUUCUCUUCUUCCAUGCUCUGGGGAAGAUAUAAUGGCUGCUUUCCUAGGGCGGCAAAUUUUCACGAGCCAGUCAUAAAGGCCCCCCCCUUUUUCCCCUUCUAUGAGGAAUGCAAGGCCUGACUCAGAAACAAGCCACAGCGCAGGGUGUGGCGGCUGCGAGAGUCGCUGCUGGGCUGGAAAUUGCUGCUUGAAAGGGGCUGGCCCAGAGUUGUAGCACUGCCGCUGCCUCUUCCGCGUUUCCUUCGGCUCUGUGCAGGCCAGAUCAGAAAGCAAAGAAGGAAACGCCAGCAGGCGGGGAUCACCUCGAUUCUGCCAGACGACAUGGCCACCCUCACCCAGGAGCUGGGCACCGCUUUCUUCCAGAGGCAGCAGCUGCCGGCCUCCAUGGCCGACACCUUUCUGGAGCACAUGUGCCUUCUGGACAUUGAUUCGGAGCCGAUUGCCGCACGCAGCACCGGCAUCGUCUGCACCAUCGGUCCCGCUUCCCGUUCAGUGGAGAUGCUGCGCGAGAUGAUUAAGGCCGGGAUGAACAUCGCACGCUUGAACUUUUCUCAUGGUUCUCACAAGUACCACGCAGGAUCCAUUGUGAAUAUCCGGGAAGCCACCCAAAGCUUUGCCUCCAACCCUCUCUUCUAUCGUCCUGUGGCCAUUGCGCUGGACACCAAGGGCCCCGAGAUUCGCACCGGCCUGGUCAAGGGGGGUGAGGACAAAGAGGUAGAGCUGGUGAAAGGAGCGCAGCUGAUCGUCACCACGGACCCCGCCUUCAAGGAGAGUUGCGACCAGCACAGCAUCUGGGUGGAUUAUGCCAAUUUGCCCAAAGUGGUCAAAGUUGGCGGCCGGAUCUUCAUCGACGACGGCCUCAUCUCCCUAUUGGUCAAGGAAAUCCGUGCCAACAGCUGCGUGGUGGAAGUGGAGAACGGCGGGAUGCUAUGCAGCCGCAAAGGGGUCAACUUGCCCGGGGCCGAGGUCGACCUGCCGGCGGUGUCCAAGCGGGACAUCCAGGACCUGCAGUUUGGAGUGGAGCAGGGUGUCGACAUCGUCUUCGCCUCCUUCAUCCGCAAGGCCAGCGAUGUGGCGGCCAUCCGGCAGGUGCUGGGAGAGCGAGGCCGUGCCAUCAAGAUCAUCAGCAAGAUUGAAAACCACGAGGGGGUCAAAAGGUUUGACGAGAUCCUGGAGGCCAGUGACGGCAUCAUGGUGGCACGUGGAGACUUGGGCAUCGAAAUCCCUGCGGAGAAGGUCUUCCUGGCUCAGAAGAUGAUGAUCGGCCGUUGCAACCGUGCCGGGAAACCUGUUAUUUGUGCCACCCAGAUGCUGGAGAGCAUGAUCAAGAAGCCCCGUCCCACCAGAGCGGAGAGCAGCGACGUGGCCAACGCAGUGCUGGACGGAGCCGACUGCAUCAUGCUGUCCGGGGAGACCGCCAAGGGCAUCUACCCCGUGGAAGCCGUGCGGAUGCAACACGCGAUUGCCCGGGAAGCCGAAGCGGCCAUGUUCCACCAGCAACUCUUCCAGGAGCUGCGCCGCCUGACCCCGCUGAGCCAGGACCCCACCGAGGUGACGGCCAUCGGCGCCGUGGAGGCCUCGUUCAAAUGCUGCGCUGCCGCAAUUAUCGUCCUUACAACCUCCGGCAGGUCCGCACAGCUGCUCUCUCGCUACCGGCCCCGGGCCCUCAUCAUCGCCGUGACCCGCAGCGAGCAGGUGGCGCAACAGGUUCACCUCUGCCGCGGUGUCUUCCCAGUCCUGUGGCGUGGCGGCAAGCAGGAGGUGUGGGCUGAGGACGUGGACCACCGCGUGCAAUUUGGCACCGAGAUCGGCCGAGUGCGUGGCUUCCUGCGGUCCGGUGAUGUGGUCAUUGUGGUGACUGGCUGGAGGCCUGGAGCCGGCUACACCAACAUCAUGAGAGUACAACAGGUUCCGUGAGGACAGCCGAAGACACGCAACCCGUGAAGAGAGGGGGCUGCAUCCUGCCCACAAUCGCUGCGUUCUGCUUGCCUUUUGUUGUAACGGUUUGCUCCACCCCUGCUGCGUCCUCCACCUGGUUUUUUUUCCCCAAGUGUUUCAACUUUUUUAAAGAGACCUUUGAAAAGCAUAAUUCAAAGCAGCUGACUGUCCGCAGGGGCAUCUCAGAGAUAGGUGUGUGUGCCAUCCAUCCGCUUGAAAAGAGUUCAUGCCUAGCAGAGAUAGGCAACCAACUUAUACUUGGGACUCUGACUCCCAUUAGCCCCAGCCAGCAUGGCCAGUGGCCAGAAAUGAUGGGAGUUGCCAUCUAAAAUACCUGGAAGAUGCCAGGUUGCCUUACCAUAGUGUAGAAACUAGCAUACACCUCUGCACACACACAACCCAUGGGAGAGAAAUAAGGAAAGAGUACAAUUUUGUCAUUUAACCAUUUUACCAGCUCAAGCAAAAUAGUAGUCAAGAUUGUGCAAGCUUUCACAUUCUUCUCAUCUUUCGGUUGACCUAAUAAAGAUAUUUCACACCA